Ailuropoda melanoleuca (giant panda) is the source of this 3458-nucleotide messenger RNA. It is a transcript of the gene NCLN, whose product is annotated as nicalin. The transcript is spliced from 15 exons. Bases 141 to 1832 code for a protein of 563 amino acids. Gene Ontology annotation, cellular component: membrane. The record is from RefSeq and is a predicted model, not a curated record. Lineage: Eukaryota; Metazoa; Chordata; Mammalia; Carnivora; Ursidae. Gene Ontology annotation, biological process: regulation of signal transduction.
AGCGCGGGCUGCCCGGUGCGGCGCCCGCAGGACCCCGGCGGCUACCCAUGCUGAGGUGAGUCCGCGGGAGCCGCCGCCGCUGCCACCGCCGUCCCCGUCCCCGUCCCCGUCCGCCCCGCGCGGCCCCGCCGCCGGCCAGGAUGCUGGAAGAAGCGGGCGAGGUGCUGGAGAACAUGCUGAAGGCGUCGUGCCUGCCGCUCGGCUUCAUCGUCUUCCUGCCCGCCGUGCUGCUGCUCGUGGCGCCGCCGCUGCCCGCCGCCGACGCGGCGCACGAGUUCACCGUCUACCGCAUGCAGCAGUACGACCUGCAGGGGCAGCCUUACGGCACUCGGAACGCAGUGCUCAACACGGAGGCCCGCACCAUCGACGCGGACGUGCUGAGCCGUCGCUGUGUCCUCAUGCGGCUGCUGGACUUCUCCUACGAGCAGUACCAGAAGGCCCUGCGGCAGUCGGCCGGCGCCGUGGUCAUCAUCCUGCCGCGAGCCAUGGCCGCUGUGCCCCAGGACGUCAUCCGGCAAUUCAUGGAGACCGAGCCUGAGAUGCUGGCCAUGGAGACCGUCGUCCCCGUGUACUUUGCUGUGGAGGACGAGGCCCUGCUCUCCAUCUAUGAGCAGACGCAGGCUGCGUCCGCCGCCCAGGGCUCCGCGUCGGCUGCCGAAGUGCUGCUCCAUACCGCCACGGCCAAUGGCUUCCAGAUGGUCACCAGCGGGGUCCAGAGCAAGGCCGUGAGCGACUGGCUCAUCACCAGUGUGGAGGGGCGGCUGACGGGGCUGGGUGGAGAAGACCUUCCUACCAUCGUCAUCGUGGCCCACUACGAUGCCUUCGGAGUAGCCCCUUGGCUGUCGCACGGUGCGGACUCGAAUGGGAGCGGCAUCUCCGUGCUGCUGGAGCUCGCGCGCCUCUUCUCCAGGCUCUACACGUACAAGCGCACCCACGCCGCGUACAACCUUCUCUUCUUCGCUUCUGGAGGGGGCAAGUUCAACUACCAGGGAACGAAGCGCUGGCUGGAGGACAACCUGGACCACACAGACUCCAGCCUGCUCCAGGACAACGUGGCCUUCGUGCUGUGCCUGGACACCGUGGGCCGGGGGGACAGCCUGCACCUGCACGUGUCCAAGCCGCCGCGGGAGGGCACGCUGCAGCACGCCUUCCUGCGCGAGCUGGGGGUGGUGGCCGCGCACCAGUUCCCGGAGGUGCGGUUCUCCAUGGUGCACAAGAAGAUCAACCUGGCGGAGGACAUCCUGGCCUGGGAGCACGAGCGCUUCGCCCUCCGCCGGCUGCCUGCCUUCACCCUCUCCCACCUGGAGAGCCACCGCGACGGCCAGCGUAGCAGCAUCAUGGACGUGAGGUCUCGGGUCGACUCCAAGACUCUGACCCGCAACACCAGGCUCAUCGCGGAGGCCCUGACCCGAGUCAUCUACAACCUGACGGAGAAGGGAACCCCCCCAGACAUGCCGGUCUUCACGGAGCAGAUGCAGAUCCAGCAGGAGCAGCUGGACUCAGUGAUGGACUGGCUCACCAACCAGCCGCGGGCCGCCCAGCUGGUGGACAAGGACGGCACGUUCCUCAGCACGCUGGAGCACUACCUGAGCCGCUACCUGAAGGAGGUGAAGCCGCACCACAUCAAGGCCGACAAGCGGGACCCUGAGUUUGUCUUCUAUGACCAGCUGAAGCAGGUGAUGAACGCCUACAGGGUCAAGCCCGCCAUCUUCGACCUGCUCCUGGCCGUCUGCAUCGGCGCCUACCUCGGGAUGGCCUACACGGCAGUCCAGCACUUCGACCUCCUGUACAAAACAGUUCAGAGACUGCUCGUGAAGGCCAAGACACAGUGACGAGGCCCGUCGCCGGCGCGGCGAGCCCCUGCCUGCCGCCCCUCCCAGCUCCGCAGCUGGCAGGAGGGCAGGGCUCCACCCCUGGUCAGCGGCCGAAACCCUGAAUUACAGAGCUUUUCUGUGUUGCUCUUGAGGACUUGGGGGAUUCUUUCUCUCUUUGGUCCUUUGAACCACUCAGAGGAGCAUUUGGCGGAGGGCCCGGGGCCGGGCCGCGGACUUGGGGACGAGCGUGCGGAUGAGCCCCCAGCCCCAGAGGCGCUGCCCUCAGGGCUCGCAGACCACGGGAUGACCGAGGAGACGCCCCCGGUGCGGCCUCCGCGUCCCUCCUCUUGGUCACGAUGCUGAGUGGGGACAGCAGGCUGAGGGGCAGGGGGCCGCCGUCGCUGGCCCGGGUCUGCCUGCCACGCCACCCUGACCCCCCCUGGUGACUUGGAUGCUCUUCCCCGUCUGAAGAAGGGUCCCCAGGUUCUGGCCCCUCCCUCGGAAGCCUUGUGUCCCCCCCCACCCUGGCUGGGACUGAGGGCAGCCACCUCAGUGCGGCCUUGGAAUGCGUCUCCCUCGAGCCCCCAUGGACGCUGGUGCCCUGAAGACCCGGCGGCCUCCCCGGCCCAGCUCCCUGCGCCAUUCACCUUCACAUGUGCUUCUCACCACCUGCUCCGCCCUCCCUGCUGUGCCCCGGGGAGCUUGGGCCUGUUCCCCAGGAACCUGGGUGCCUUUGGAGCCCAUGGGGCAGGAGGCACCGUGCAGGAGAGAGGAGGCCUCCUAUUCCUCCGCCCUUUACCUCAGGCUCUCUGGGCCUCCGUUUCCUCAUCCAUAGAAAGGAGGGUGUGUUCUGGGGCAGCCGCUGCCCACGUGUCCUGGGAGGCAUCCAGGCUGGGGUUCGAGGGAGAGCGUUUGCUGGAGAAGAUGCAACAUGGGCCCCAUGGGGCUGCCCUUCCGGGACCUGGGACCUGGGGAGGAAGGCCCAGGCCUGCACCCCACAAAUGAGGCUCCUUGGAAGGGAAGGGGUGUCUAGCGCUGCUGGGAUCGAUCUCAGGGAGAUCCAGGCGUGCCGAUUCAUUAGCAAUAUAAUCCGUUAGGUGUUCUGUGCUGAGGGGAGGGGAGGGAUGAGGGAGGGGCUCUGGGCACCUGCCUUAGCUUCCAGGGAAGCCUUCACAGAGGGUGUGAAGGAGCAGGGAGACCAGCUCCCUCCUGAGCCCGAAGCCAGCUCGCCACUCGCUGCAGGGGACAGCGAGGGGACGGUCUCCUGGGGGCUGCGUCCCCACCUUCUUCUUGGGCCUCCUUCCUUCGCCAAGCCUGACCCUCCCUGGCGGGGCCGCCGUCUCAACCUCCCAAGCUCCCCAGGCCUGGGGAGGGGCAGGCAUGGGGGUCACGGGCUCUCCUGCCUGUCCCCCCUUCUCUGUCCUGCUGGGUGGCCUGUCUUCCCCCAGAGACUGUUUACUGAGUGUCCAGCCAGCCUAGCCACCUCGGGGGGGCAGGAUGCGGGGACCGGCGUUGGCUUAUUGUCCCCUGCGCACGUAUGCAGGUGCCGGGUGGGUGUCCGUCCUCCCUGGGGCGGGUCGUCUGCCCAGGCUGGCUGUGGGACACACUUGGACGAUCAGAAAAUAAAGCCAUAUCGAAUGAUCA